This is a messenger RNA of Oncorhynchus nerka (sockeye salmon), 7922 nucleotides long. Its product is annotated as phosphatidylinositol 3,4,5-trisphosphate 3-phosphatase and dual-specificity protein phosphatase PTEN-like. The coding region runs from base 937 to 2277 and encodes 446 amino acids. Gene Ontology annotation, molecular function: protein tyrosine phosphatase activity; phosphatidylinositol-3,4,5-trisphosphate 3-phosphatase activity; phosphatidylinositol-3,4-bisphosphate 3-phosphatase activity. The transcript has 10 exons. Gene Ontology annotation, cellular component: cell projection; nucleus; cytosol. The record is from RefSeq and is a predicted model, not a curated record. Gene Ontology annotation, biological process: protein dephosphorylation; phosphatidylinositol 3-kinase/protein kinase B signal transduction; phosphatidylinositol dephosphorylation. NCBI's taxonomy places the organism in Eukaryota, Metazoa, Chordata, Actinopteri, Salmoniformes, Salmonidae.
AUGUGUCCUUCCGCUGCCAACAAAAGCACUAGCUAGCCGACUACAAAAAAACGGCAAUCGGAAAAACGUACACUGUAAAUCUUCUGCAAUGAAACAGCUUUUCUAAGAAUUCACAUGUAUUUAUUUAAUAGAAACUUUUUUAUUUCUAGAUCUAUAUAUUUGUGGCGGUAGGAUAUAUAUAUUCUAAACCUCUACAUAUAUAUAUUUUUCCUCCGUUGGAAGCCAUGAUGGAAGCGUGAGAGAAACGCAAAAAGAAGAUGCUUCCCGGGACAUAUGUCAAACGAGUCUGUGCAAAUAGUUGGUCUUUGUAUAGCCAUUAUACAUGCACAUUGGAGCCUGACACUUUUUCGCGUGUAUUUUGGCAAUCCAUCGGCGAAGAUGUUGAUUCGCUAGGUUUUUGGAUUUUUUAAAAAGUGGGUAGCUAUUGCAGCUCGCUAGAUGGCUAGCUAAGUCUGAGUGGAUACGGUAACUAAUUACUCCUGGGCUUUCCAAGGGCCGGUAGUCUUCAAAUUCGAGCGAGCGCCGGAGAGUUAUCUCCUCGCUGGUCGGUCAAUCACGGCAGCUUCGGUAGAUCAAGAGAUUCCGACCGUCUUAUGCCUUACGGUUAGGCGGGAGGAUUAUUGUAUGUAUUUUUCAAGGGGGAGUUGCAAGACAAAUUCCAGUAUUGGGAAAGUUUGGCCUGCGCGGAAGAGCAGAGCAAGGCCCGUCUCUAUGAUCCAGAGAAAAAGCCAUUCUAGCUAGCUAACGCGUUAAUCCUACUCACGACGACGACCACUGCUGGCUUGUCUCACUGCGAGGAAGGAGCUGCAAAAUCAAAAAAGCAAAGGGCGAUCGAGAGGCAAAGCCAUUGCAAACCGAAGCAACGGCAGCUAGCUAACUUUUCAUAAUUUGAAACCCACAGACUCCUAUCACUAGCCAGCAAGCUAGUUAGCUACAAUGGCUGCGAUAAUAAAAGAAAUGGUCAGCCGGAACAAAAGGAGAUACCAGGAGGAUGGGUUCGACUUGGACUUAACAUAUAUCUAUCCAAACAUCAUUGCUAUGGGCUUUCCUGCAGAACGACUCGAAGGAGUGUACAGAAACAAUAUAGACGACGUUGUACGGUUUCUUGACUCAAAACAUAAAAGCCAUUAUAAGAUUUACAAUCUUUGUGUAGAACGACACUAUGAUGCUGCCAAAUUUAACUGCAGAGUUGCACAGUACCCCUUUGAAGACCACAAUCCGCCUCAGCUAGAGCUCAUCAAGCCAUUCUGUGAAGAUCUGGACCAGUGGCUGAGCGAGGAUGACAAUCAUGUGGCGGCCAUCCACUGCAAGGCAGGGAAGGGCCGCACUGGGGUGAUGAUCUGCGCCUACCUCCUGCACCGCAGCAAGUUCCAAGAGCCCCAGGAGGCCCUCGACUUCUAUGGGGAAGUGCGGACAAGAGACAAGAAGGGAGUGACAAUCCCGAGCCAACGGCGCUAUGUGUACUACUACAGCCACCUGCUGAAGAACAAGCUGGACUACAAGCCAGUGGCUCUGCUCUUCCAUAAAAUGGUUUUUGAGACGCUGCCAAUGUUCAGCGGAGGCACCUGCAGGGACAGUACCAUUAAAAACAGGAGCGAGCCGAUCCCUCUGGGCUUCAAGAAAGGGAAUUGGAAUUGGGAUCCUCAGUUUGUGGUGUAUCAACUUAAAGUCAAGAUCCACACAUCCAACCCGGCUCACACACGGAGGGAAGAAAAGCACAUGCUAUUUGAGUUUCCCCAACCGCUGCCCGUGUGUGGAGACAUCAAAGUGGAGUUCUUUCACAAGCAAAACAAAAUGAUGAAGAAGGAUAAGAUGUUCCACUUCUGGGUUAACACCUUCUUCAUUCCUGGGCCAUCGGAGGAGAGCAUGGAGAAGGUGGAGAACGGGUCGGUGGUGGUGGUGGUGAACGACAUGGAAGGGGUCCAGAACCAGCCCCCGGGCGGCCCCCAUGCCCAGCCCCCCCAGAGCACCAAGCGCAGGGACAGCGGCAAAGACAGUGACGGGGACUACCUCAUCCUCGCACUGACCAAGAAUGACCUGGACAAGGCCAACAAAGACAAAGCUAACCGCUACUUCUCACCUAAUUUCAAGGUGAAGUUGUAUUUCACAAAAACCAUGGAAGAUUCUUUGAAUUCCGAGGUGAGCACUUCGACAUCCGUCACUCCGGACGUUAGCGACAAUGAGCCUGACCAUUAUCGAUAUUCCGACACCACUGACUCUGAUCCGGAAAAUGAACCUUUUGACGAGGAACAGCACACGCAAAUCACAAAAGUGUGAACUUUUUUUAACAGGAAAAAGAUGUACACCAGAGGAAAAAAAGGAGAGAACUUGAAUAUGAACUCAAAAGAAGAACCUUUGUCCCCCUACCUCCCCCAAAAUGGCAAUAGAGCAUCAUCAUGUCAAAUGCCAAUUUUAGUUUAAAAAAUUAUUAUCCUGACCAAUAUGUUUUUAUUAUUUUCUUUGGCGCGGCCGUGUACCAUGCGCAAAGUAUUGACACUGUUGGCCCAUGGGGAAAGGUGCUUGUGUGUGUGUAUAUAUGUGUGUGUGUGUGUAUGUAUGUAUGUAUGUAUGUAUAUAUAUAUAUAUAUAUAUAUAUAUAUAUAAAAAGUUUGGACACCUACUCAUUCCAAGGUUUUUCAUUUUUACUGUUUUAUACAUUGUAGAAUGAUAGUGAAGACAUCAAACUAUGAAAUAACACAUAUGAAAUAAUGUAGUAACCAAUAGUGUUAAACAAAUCCAAAUAUAUUUUAUAUUUGAGAUUCUUCGAAGUAGCCAACCUUUGCCUUGAUGACAGCUUUGCACACUCUUGGCAUUCUCUCAACCAGCUUCAUGAGGUAAUCACCUGGAAUGCAUUUAAAUUAACAGGUGUGCCUUGUUAAAAGUUCAUUAAAGUUAAUGCGUUUCAGCCAAUCAGUUGUGUUGUUACAAGGUAGGGUUGGUAUAUGGAAGAUAGCCCUGUUUUGUAAAAGACUAAGUCCAUAUGAUGGCAAGACCAGCUCAAAUAAGCAAAGAGUCCAUUACAUGCUACAGUCCAUUAUAUGAAGGUCAGUCAAUCUGGAAAAUCAAGAACUUAAAGUUUCUUCAAGUGCAGUCGCAAAAACCAUCAAGCACUAUGAUGAAACUGGCUCUCAUGAAGACCGCCACAGGAAAGAAAGAAAGAGUUACCUCUGCUGCAGAGGAAAGUUCAUUAGAGUCACCAGCCUCAGAAAUCGGCAAUUAACUGCACCUCAGAUUGCAGCCAAAAUAAAUGUUUCACAGAAAUCAAGUAACAGAAUGUGUUCUUAACUGACUUGCCUAGUUAAAUAAAAUAAAUAAACAGACAUCUCAAUAUCAACUGUUCAGAAGAGACUGAAUCAGCUCUUCAUGGUCGAAUUGCUGCAAAGAAACCACUACUAAAGGACACCAAUAAGAAGAAGAGACUUGAAACACGGGCAAUGGACAUUAGACCGGUGGAAAUCUGUCCUUUGGUCUGGAGUCCAAAUUGGAGAUUUUUUAUUCCAGACACCAUGUCCUUGUGAGAUGCAGAGUAGGUGAAUGGAUGGUCUCUGCAUGUGUGGUUCCCACCGUGAAGCAUGUAGGAGGAGGUGUGGGGAUGCUUUGCUGGUGACACUGAUUUAUUUAAAAUUCAAGGCACACUUAACCAGCAUGGCUAACAAAGCAUUCUGCAGCGAUAUGCCAUCUCAUCUGGUUUGGGCUCAGAGGGACUAUCAUUUGUUUUUCAACAGGACAAUGACCCAAAACAUACCUCCAGGUCAAAAAGGGCUAUUUGACCAAGAAGAAGAGUGAUGGUGCUGCAUCAGGGGCGGCAGGUAGCCUAGUUGGACCAGAGUGUUGGGCCAGUAACUGGAAGGUUGCUAGAUCUAAUCCGUAAGCUGACAAGGUAAAAAUCUGUCGUUCUUCCCCUGAACAAGGCAGUUAACCUACUGUUCUUAGUCCGUCAUUGUAAAUAAGAAUUUGUUCUUAUCAGACUUGCCUAGUUAAAUAAAAUUAAAAAUCAGAAGACCUGGCCUCCACAAUCACCUGACCUCAACCCAAUUGCGAUGGUUUGGGAUGAGUUGGACCACAGAGUAAAGAAAAAUCAGCCAACAAGUGCUCAGCGUAGGUGGGAACUCCAAGACUGUUGGAAAAGCAUUUCAGGUGAAGCUGGUUGAGAGAAUGCCAAGAGUGUCAAAGCUGUCAUAAAGGCAAUGGGUGGCUACUUUAAAUAAUCUAAAAUAUAUUUUGAUUUGUUUAAUACUUUUUUUGGUUACUACAUGAUUCCAUAUGUGUUAUUUCAUAGUUUUUGUGUCUUCACUAUUAUUCUACAAUGUAGAAAAUAGUAAAAGUAAAGAAAAACCUUGAAUAAGUAGGUUUGUCCUAACUUGACUGGUACUGUAUGUCUCUCACUACAUGACCAAAAGUAUGUGGACACGUGCUCAUCGAACAUCUCAUUCCAAAAUCAUGGGCAUUGAUAUACAUUUGGUCCCCCCUUUGCUGCUAAUACAGCCUCCACUCUUCUGGGAAGGCUUUCUACUAGAUGUUGGAACAUUGCUGCAGGGACUUGCUUUCAUUCAGCCACGAGCAUUAGUAAGGUUAGGCACUGAUGUUGAGCGAUUAGGCCUGGCUCGCAGUCGGCGUUCCAAUUCAUCCAAAGGUGUUCGAUGGGGUUGGAAGCACAGAAUCGUCUAGAAUGUCAUUGUAUGCUGUAGCAUUAAUAUUAUCUUCACUGGAACUAAGGAACAUUAUUCCUCCUCCACAGAACUUACAAGUUGGCACUAUAUGCAUUGGGGCAGCUACUGUUCUCCUGGCAUUCUCCAAACACAGAUUUGUCCGUCAGACUGCCAGGUGAACGCGUUUCCACUGUUCCAGAGUCCAAUGGUGCUGCGCUUUACCCCACUCCAGCCAACGUUUGGCAUUGCACAGGUUAUUCUUAGGCUUGUGUGCGUGCGGCUGCACAGCCAUGGAAACCCAUUUCAUGAUUCUCCCGACGAACAGUUCUUCUGCUGAUGUUGCUUCCAGAGUUAGUUUGGAACUCUGUAGUGAGUGUUGCAACCCAGGACAGAUGACUUGUACACGCUUCAGCACUCAGCGGUCAUGUUCUGUGAGCUAGUGUGGCUUACCAUUUCAUGGCUGAGCCUUUGUUGCUCCUAGACAUUUCCACUUCACAAUAACAGCACUUACAGUUGACAGGGGCAGCUCUAGCAGGGCAAAAAAAUUACUAACUGACUUGGUGGAAAGGUGGCAUCCUAUGACUGCCACGUUGAAAGUUACUGAGCUCUAAAGUAGGGCCAUUCUUAUGCCAAUUUUUGUCUCUGGAGAUUGCAUGGCCGUGUGCUCUAUUUCAUAUACCUGUCAGCAACAAGCGUUGCUGAAAUAGCCGAAUCCACUCAUUUGAAAGUGUGUCCACAUACUUUUGUAUAUAUUGUGUGUGCGGUGCUUAAUUUGCGCUGGAUCAACUCUGUUUUGGACUAUUUUGUUUCCGGGAAAAUAUUUGGCCAGAUCCAGUAACUCUCAGUUGCAUGACAAAUAAUUGUACAUUUUUGCAAUGUUAAAAUUCGAACAAAAGCGCUAAGUUCAUCCGAGUUGCCAAUUCGUUAAUUAUCCUGCCCCAACAAUGUAAUGUGACAAAUAACAUUUUCAGCUCCGGCCUAAUAUUCUAAGAGUAGAUUCGGUUUGGGCCGCCCAGGGUUUAUGGUUUGUGCAACAUUGUAACCUAUGUUUGAGACCAACGCGUGGCAAUGGCUCCGUGAGAAGCAGGCCAAUGUCUCUUACAUAACUACAAUGAGAUUAACUUUAUAUGAUCUCUCUCCCUCUCUGCUGUGAUAGAUGUGAGCCUGCAACUCAUCUCUCCAGUGUUGCACUUCAUCAUUUAUUUCCUUAUAGAAUCGUACGAAGGGUUCUGAAGCAACUGCAGCACCCUUGAUGAAUUUAGAUAUAUUUGCCAAAGUUAUAUAAUCACUGCUGUCUGUUCAGAAAUAAAUGAAAUAAUUCAGAACAGCCUACUGCACCACGAGAAGGCCUAUUAUUUAGCUACAGAGGAUCAAUAGCUUCUUUAAAAAAAUAACCUAGCUGUGGAUUGUAGCCCAAUAACAAGAAAUAGCCUACAGUCGGGAACGCGCAGCAAAUCUGUCAGUGAAAAAAACGAAUGCAGACAAAACAGGCCUUUCACAAUAUUUAAAGUACAAUCGAGGGAAAACACAAGUUGGAAAGCAAAUGGCUCAUGGUGAAAAUAGGAGACUAUGCUGUAGGCUACCAAAAUAUUUGAUCAACUUCCAAAUAUUGUAUUACAAGGUAAAAGGGAGAGAGGCUUUUGGCAUGAGCGCUUCAGCCAUCACCAGGGAGUGAGCUGUGCAUCACUGGGUGAGUCAGUAACACUGGAAAUCAUUUUUAGGACUAUUAUUUCCUCAUAUUGUAGCCUACAUUAUGUUUCUCCACACACCUAGGCCUAGGCUAUUGAUGGAUUUAAGGCAGGGUCGUUUUUAUUGAUCUCAGAUUCUCAGUUUGCUGGUGUCCAAGUAGCCUGCCAUUUUUAUCAUUUGUGUGGUAUUAAAAAAUAUUAUGCCAAAGUCUGCAGUCAUGUAAAAUUUACUUAGAAUUGCAUGAAAUGUGUUUAUGAAAGGCCAAAUUUUUCCAGGACCCUAGGCUACUAAAAAUGCUAUCCAUGUGUGCAACUUCUGUAAGUGCCUCUGCUCUAUGGCACUUUUUCUCAUGCGUUCCAGAACCUCUGAACUCCCUAGGUCACCCACCUCUCUCUGUUUUUGUUCCGGCACCUCCCGAUUUACAAAUUAAGCUGUGUGUGUGUGUGUGUAAACAGACUUUGUGUCAAAGACGAUGGAAACGAGUAACAAUCAGGACUACGCUCCUUCUGUCAAAACCAAGGCCAGUGCUGCAGUCACUUUGUUUCUAUUCCUGUCUUCUCUCUCCCCUUUUCCUCCUCCUACCCUUGCCCCCACACCUUUUCCUCCUACCCACGCCCCCACACCUUUUCCUCCUACCCACGCCCCCACACCUUUUCCUCCUCCUACCCACGCCCCCACACCUUUUCCUCCUACCCACGCCCCCACACCUUUUCCUCCUCCUACCCACGCCCCCACACCUUUUCCUCCUCCUACCCACGCCCCCACACCUUUUCCUCCUCCUACCCUCGCCCCCACACCUUUUCCUCCUCCUACCCACGCCCCCACACCUUUUCCUCCUCCUACCCACGCCCCCUCACCUUUUUCUCCUCCUACCCACGCCCCCACACCUUUUCCUCCUACCCACGCCCCCACACCUGUUCCCUCAUCCUCCUUUACUGUGAAUGCUUCUCGUGCCCUUUGCAGGCUGUCACGCGACGAGGACUUUUGGCCUUUGAAGCUGCAUGAAGGCGGUGCGUUGGGGACGUGGUAGAGUUAUGAAGAGGCUAAUGUCUAAAGCAUUGCCAUUCCUUUUCCCACUGUGUAUAUGUUUAAAUUAUGCAGAACAAGGCAUCCCAUUUAAUUGUCAAUGUUUUUUUGUUUUUUUCUAAAAUAAAAAAUAUAAUCCACGAAACAGCAGGGAGACAAGCGUUGCAAUGUCAACACUUUAUAUACAUUUAAAGGACUGUGGCAGUGUGCAUGUAUUGGAAUUUAGCGUCCAUCCCUAAUAAAUGAAUGCAAUGUAUUUUCUUGCAGAAACACGUUUUCCAAUGUAAGCGCUCAAGUUAUCCUGUGGAUUGACUGGUCUUGUUGGGGUGAAUUGCAUCAUGGAGGGGGGAGAGGAGAAUAUGACAUGAAAGCUCAUCCAAUAGCAAUGCAGUGUGGACCACCACUGAUGACAGACAUGAGCUCUUGGCUCCUUUGAUCUUGUCCCACACUGGGCUACCAUUAUAGAGGUCUAACUCACAUGCAACUACACUGAACAAAAAUAUAAAGGCAACAUGUAUUGUUGUUUCAUGAGCUAAAAUAAAAGAUCCCAGAACUGUU